CUGAAGUGAACCAUGUGACCAUAGGGGCGACGUGAAGAGGGAAUUUAAAAAACAGUUUUACAUAGUUAAAUCUAUAGGUAGUCUACGGUGAUAUAUAUCAAAAUAAACCCAUUCAGCCAGUAAAACGGCUUUGCGAUCGGAUUUAGUUUACAGAUUAUUUUUUCAAACGUUGUUGGGAAAGGUUUAAUCAUAAACACGUCCUGACAUAUGAUCGAGUUUUGGUUCACCAACUCACUCGUUUAGGUGAGUCGGCGGAAGCCAGACGUUGUUUUUUUUUCGCAAGGAGUUGGAUUGAUCCCCGUUGCCUAAAACAGAUAUCAACAUUAUUUGGUGAAAAGAACGGCCCUGGAGACUGACGCCGGUGUGCUUGUCUGCUGAGCACUACUCCUGAUGAAAUGGCCCCGACCUGAUGUCCAGUCGUCCCCUUGCUGAUGGUCUACCCUCUUUAGAACCCAUUGGUUUGAAUGGAGAUGGCACUGCUCCCAGACAUCGCGGCCUGGCCUGGUCUCCUGCCUGGGAGUGUCCUACUCCUGGUCUUGGGGAAUAAUCCUUCCUGGGUUGUGGGGGACAACACAACUAAUAGUCUACCCUCUUACACAACUGCCCCAGGACCCAACAUUGCAGCUAUUGUGGUCCCGACUGUUAUAGUGGGGCUGCUGGCCAUAGCAGCUGCUGUGCUAGUGUGGCUUUUCUGCGUGGUGAGGAAGAAGAGGCAGACGGAGGGGACGUACCGGCCCAGUGCUGAGGAGCAAACGGGGGUCAGCAGUGUUGAGACACCAGACGCUCUCAAACUGCCCAAGGAGGAGAGACUCAUCUGAGCCUAGUCUCUCAGAAGUCUCUCAACACCUGUCCUGUACAUCCAAGCAACAGCUAAAUCCUGAUGACUCUAGAAGCUCCACCUAAAGAGCUGAUGAUUACCUAGAUAUUAGAGGGUCAUGACACAACGUUGACAGAUACAGGAUGGGACGAGAGGUACACAGCACCUAGCCCUGGAAGAGGAGGGCCCAGGCACUGUGUACUGUACGUACUGCAAGCACAUGGACUAGUGCUAGUACAGGACCUGGACAUAGGCAUUGGGAUAGCUACUGCAAAUACCACAGCCUGUAACUAGAACAACUAGAACUAAGGUUCAUGGGGCUCUGACUGCUUUCUCUAUGGUGUGUUAUUUAAUAGCACUGGCAUAUUUGAAUGGGAUACACAUGUACACAAUCAUUCAAAUGGUCAUACUGGAAGAGGAAACAAACCCAUCACCUGCACUAGAUGGAAGAGGACCAGUAUUCAGUCCCUGCUCAUACUUGUCUUUGGUAAAUACAUUUCAGUCUGAGUAUUUCAGUCCUCUGUCUAGGCAAUUUGGCUCUCUCAACAGCUACAAAAAGACUGGAAACAGUCUAACUGCUAUAAUCGUAAGCAGACUGCUGUUACCUGUGCCACCAUGAUACAUGUAAAAAAUGAUAUUGGAAUGUAAUGUAAAUGUUUGUAUAAAUUCCUUAUGGAUUACUUAAAUGUAUAGCGUGCAAUAAUAUUUGUUUAACCACUAUUGAUUGUCAGAAAAGCAUUUAAUUGUCUAGAUUUUUACACUGAUUACUUACCUCAAUUACAUGUCUCACUACUGUAUCAGUCCUGUAUACAGCUUUACAGAUAAUGACACUGUAAGCUAAUAUUAUCUGGAAAACAUUUCUCCCAGUGGGAUAUUCUGUUUGCGGAUACUGUGUGCAGAACAAAUAAUUAUGUCAUUAUUAAUCAUAUUUAAGCACAAAAUGAAUGAUUGUUUACAUUUGAAUAAUUGUAUUGUAGUAUUUCAGAAUUGUUACAUUAAUUUAACAUUGGCUGAAAUGUGAUACUACAUUAGAUCAUAUCUUCUAUGUGUGUUCUUACCAGUACGCUGUUUGUAUUUUGAAAAGCCUAUGAUGGGAUUCAAUUCUCAUCAUGUAGAGUUGUUACACGAUGUCAUGACAUAUUUAUCUUUUGUAGCCUACAUUUUAAAUAAAUACCAAUAGUCAUUUUUAGAAUUGGCCACCUCAGUAGAUUUUCUUUGCAUAAUCAGUGCUGGACUUUGAUCAGAUGAUGUCAAGACUUGCUUCUCUCUCUCUCUCUCUUGUGAAAACACAACCAGACAUCUAUGAGGAAUUAACGAGAGGGCAAAAGCAGAAGACAGAGCAUCGUAUAAGCUGACAUCCCUAAAAUGGUGAGUGUGAAGUGUAUGAGAAAUAACGCAUUUGCUCAGCAUGCAGACCUUACUAGUCAGCUUUCGGUGAAGCUGUGAUUGACAAAAUAGCUUCAGUCAGAAUUAUUAGCCGGCGGCAACUGACUGCAGGAGCUGGGAGGUGAUGACUGCUGAAAACAAUGAAUCCAAGUCUUUCUGUCGUUAACGGUCACUAUACGUCAGUCUCAUUUCACCUGCUGUUACAUUCUAGGAAUGCAUUCCAAUGCAGUUUAUUGCUACUAACUCAUUGGCAUGAACCCAUAAUGGGCAGUGCAGUUUGUCUUCAGCCUAUAGUUAAUGCUCCCACACAAACCCAGUUUCCAACUGUGGUUGGCCUUUUCUGGUUUGUAAAUCUGCUUUUACUUUUGACAUUAAAAAUGUCAAACAAUAAAAACAUAGAGUAAGUACCAAUUUAAUUUGAACUUUAAAAUCACUUGCUUUUAAUUCUGCAAAGCAAUGAUGAGAUGAAUGUAGGAAAAUGGAAACAAUUCAGUGGAUUUCCAACAUACAACAACAAAAUAAUGUCAAAAGUUUACUACAAUCUGGUAAGAUCACUGUUUAAUGUGAAAAACAUUCAAUUCAUUUAGGAACAUCUGCCUUCUUGAGAGAAAGCAGAUGGUAAGGAUGAAGGGAUGGAGUUGGGGACAGGACGGAGGGGAGUGAUAGACUGUUUGGCAGUUGAGUGACGGGAUGGUUUAGGCGGCUUCCUCUUCUCCCUCCUCUUCAAACUCGCCCUCCUCAGCGGUGGCAUCUUGGUACUGCUGGUACUCAGACACCAGGUCAUUCAUGUUGCUCUCAGCCUCAGUGAACUCCAUCUCAUCCAUACCCUCUCCAGUGUACCAGUGAAGGAAGGCCUUACGACGGAACAUGGCAGUGAACUGCUCAGAGAUACGCUUGAACAGCUCCUGGAUGGCUGUGCUGUUGCCGAUGAAGGUGGCAGACAUCUUGAGGCCGCGGGGUGGGAUGUCACAGACAGCGGUCUUCACGUUGUUGGGGAUCCAUUCCACAAAGUAGCUGCUGUUCUUGUUCUGGACGUUGAGCAUCUGCUCGUCCACCUCCUUCAUGGACAUGCGACCACGGAAGAUGGCGGCCACGGUGAGGUAACGGCCGUGACGAGGGUCGCAGGCUGCCAUCAUGUUCUUGGAGUCGAACAUCUGCUGGGUGAGCUCAGGCACGGACAGGGCGCGGUACUGCUGGCUCCCCCUGCUGGUGAGGGGGGCGAAGCCGGGCAUGAAGAAGUGCAGGCGGGGGAAGGGCACCAUGUUGACAGCCAGUUUGCGGAGGUCGGCGUUGAGCUGGCCAGGGAAACGAAGGCAGGUGGUCACUCCACUCAUGGUGGCUGACACCAGGUGGUUGAGGUCUCCAUAGGUGGGUGUGGUGAGCUUGAGAGUGCGGAAGCAGAUGUCGUAGAGGGCUUCGUUGUCGAUGCAGAAGGUCUCAUCUGUGUUCUCCACCA
Messenger RNA from Oncorhynchus masou masou (cherry salmon), 3659 nucleotides. RefSeq names its product protein crumbs homolog 3-like. Lineage: Eukaryota; Metazoa; Chordata; Actinopteri; Salmoniformes; Salmonidae. The coding region runs from base 465 to 818 and encodes 117 amino acids. The record is from RefSeq and is a predicted model, not a curated record. The transcript has 4 exons.